AACUUUGAAAGGUAAGCUCAACUUAUUCCCUAUCUACAAAACAAGAAAGAAAAAUUCCACAAAGCCCAGAAAGAAUCUUUGCAUCUCUCUCCACAUUCCUUCCUGAUCUCAAAUCUUUCCCGUUCCCGUACAAUUCAUCCUUAUUGCCCCUCUUCUCAAUUCUUCCCCACCUUCAUCCACGCGCCGUGUGAUGCACGCGCCAAUAUCAUGGGUUUGUUUAUCUUUGUUGCCAUUCAUCUUCAAGGUACAAUACUCCGUGCAUUUUUGGAUUGUCUGUAAAAUUGUUGUGAUACACACUUCUAAAAAAUAUCUAAUAGAUAAAAAUAAAUAAUAAUGAUCUUGAUCUUUUAUCAAAAUUAUUAUUUGUCUUGAAAAUAAUUUUUUACUUCAUUCAUUCUAAACAUGUACAAUUGCACAUCCCGAUAAAUCAUAUAAACCAUUUAAUAAACUUAAAAGGCUAAAAACAAAAAAACGGAAAAACCACUCCAACGUAGAUAUUUUCUUCAAAUUUCAACCAAGUCAUCCUAGGAAAGAAAAGACAAAAUAAAAAAUCAAUCAAUACAUUUUUAUCAAGAUAUAGGCAUUGAGAAUUCCAGAGAGGAUCACGGAGGCGCGUAGAACAAACGCACCACCAUGGGAAAAAAAUUAAAUAAAAAACCUGGAGAGAUCUGCUAACACUCACUCUCAAGUAAGACCCCCAAAUCCCGGAAAAAUAAAAAUCAUAAGAAAAAAAAAAAAAAAAGCAGCAGCAACAGUGGCCACAAUAAAAAGCUGAAAAGAAAGAAAAAACAAGAUCCACCUCGAAGCUCUCCUCACACCACCACCAAAUUCCCCUCCCAAAAACGAAUCAAAUCAAACCCCUGUCUCCACCACCAUCACACCCUUGAAGCGUUAAAUUUAACAACAAAAAAACUAUACACCGUUACACCGUUUCCUCCAAUGAGGGAAGACGAUUCGAAUUGGUUUUCGCGAUGGGAAGAGGAACUUCCGUCUCCGGAAGAACUCAUGCCUCUAUCGCAAACCCUAAUUACUCCCGAUCUAGCCAUGGCCUUCGACAUCCGAAACCCUCACACCUCCAACACCGCACAGAAUCAACACCACCACCACCACCAAAACCAACAACCACCGCAACUACAACAACCUUCGAACCCUUCCUCGCUCCCUAACCCGCAACAGCAGCAGCAGCAGCAGCAACAACAACAACAACAACCCACCUCCGCCGAGUUCGCCGACUCCGGUGAGCUCGGCUCCGGCACCGCCGGCGAGGAGCCGGCGCGUACCCUAAAACGGCCCCGCCUCGUGUGGACCCCACAGCUCCACAAGCGCUUCGUCGACGCCGUCGCUCACCUCGGCAUCAAAAACGCCGUUCCCAAGACCAUAAUGCAGCUCAUGAGCGUCGACGGUUUGACCCGCGAAAACGUCGCUAGUCACUUGCAGAAGUACCGUCUUUACCUCAAGCGCAUGCAGGGGAUAUCCUCCGCCGGUCCUGGCGGCGCCUCCGGUGCCGUCGCCGACCCCGCCACCGACCAUUUGUUCGCCAGCUCGCCGGUGCCGGCGCAUUUCUUGCACCCGGCCGCGAGGCCGAAUUCGGAUCAUUUCCUGCCGUUCGUGCCGGCGCUCCACCACCACCAACAGCAGCAGCAGAUGGCGGCCGCGGCGCAGUACCACCGGCAGGUGGGGCAUUUCGGGUCGCCGCCGAACGGGCACUUCGAGAACCCGUUUAUGUCUAGGCCGAAUCUUCAGAGGAUAGGGGGUGGUGGUGGUCCUGUGCACAACAACCACCACCCUGUGAGUGGUUAUGUGGAGGACAUGGAGUCUGCUAAUGCUGCCUCUGGAGGUAGAAAGGUUCUUACUCUGUUUCCAACUGGAGAUGAUUGAUUCAUUGAUUGAAUUUGGGUUUCAUAUGAUGAUGAUGGUAAUAGUAUAGUAUAGUGCUCUUUGGUCUUUUUCUGGUAUGUGUCACUGUCUCCUUGUUGUCUUGUGAAUGUGAAGUUCAUGUUUGGUCAGGGUCUUAGUUGGUAAUUUUGUGUUUAGGGUUAUUGGUAAUUAAUUUGGUGUUGCUAAUUGGUGGUAUUGGAGUCUAGAGUUUUAAGUCUGCAGAUUCAAAAGCUACAGAAGUCAUGAUGGAUAAAGUUCUGGUGGAUUUGGAGUAAUUAAUUAGUUAACUACCUUGUGGUGGUAACGGUCUAUUUGGAUAAACUUCUCUGUCGGCUUCUUGUGACUGACAUUAAUCAUGAUGUCACUUUGGGGGCGGCAAUAGUAAUGUAAUUGUCUGUAAUUCCGGGUGGGAAUCAGUGGUUUCGUGGCGUUGGGGCUUCCUCUAAUUUUCUGGGGAUUGGUCAUGACUGGAUGGAAUCUUGGGGGGUCACAGAUUGGGAGGUUUUGUGUCGGUAUUCAUGGAGGGGGUGGCAAAAGCCGCCAAUUUGGUACUUGUGUCUGCAGGUGGUAAUAACCGUGCGUUACAGUUGGUAGAAACUAAUGGAGGCGUAUCUGAUCGGCGUGUUUGGUUGUGAAUUCUUCGACUAAAUCCGGGAACCUCUACUGCGAUAGACUUGUCGCCUUGUUGUCGAGUUUUUUGUCGUGUGGAGGUGAGUUGUACAUUGUUUGAUUCUAUAGAAGACUUGAAUGCCUGAUGUGAGGCAACCGUUUAAAAUUCUAAUCUUACUCCGGUGUGGGGUCUAUAUGCUAGAUGAACUCAAGUAAACUAGUUUCCAUAAUUUCUAGGUUUACCCUGCUUACAAAAACAAUAAGUUCAUGUUUACUUAAUUGUGUAUUUCUUCUUUGACUACAAUUUUCAGAUUAUAACAUGUACUAUGACUCCUUGGGAAUCUUAUUAUUUGAUGAUUAAUUUGCUCA
Molecule: messenger RNA, 2856 nt
Organism: Glycine soja
Lineage: Eukaryota; Viridiplantae; Streptophyta; Magnoliopsida; Fabales; Fabaceae
Product: transcription factor MYBC1-like
Exons: 1
Coding region: 940-1878 (312 amino acids)
Biological process (GO): regulation of DNA-templated transcription
Cellular component (GO): nucleus
Molecular function (GO): DNA-binding transcription factor activity; DNA binding
Source: RefSeq, a predicted model, not a curated record